GUAGAACUAGUGUCAGUCGGUGUUCGGGGUUGCUACGGUAAACACUGUGAACUGGACACCAUCUCGCUCACACACAAGCAUACGGUAGACGGAAUCAGCUGUUUAGAAUGAUGAAGUUACCAGCCUACCUACUGUUGGUGGUGGUGUCUUGUGCGUCGGCUUCCUUCGGGCCUCUGCCCCCCUCGCUGGACAUCGCCCGUCUGGAGUCCCUGGAGCCGGGAUGCCAGGAGGAUCUAGAGAAGUUACGGAGAGGGCUGGACACUGGGCAGAGGUGGGCGCAGACCAUGUGGGACGCUUCGGUCAAAUCUCCUGUAGGAAUUCUGUCACAGACAGCUGUACAGUUCGGAGACUUUGACGAGUGUUUGACUGUAGAAUCUCCAGUGGCCGCUCAGUUCUGUAUGGCUGAUGUAGCUCCGGGAAGAACUAACAUCACUUUGUGGGCACCGUUCAAGAUGGGUGUGUGUGUGCCUGCAUCGUGCUCAGCUCGUGGACUACAAGACUCACUACAGAUUCUAUUGGCCAAUGGCAGCUCUGACGUCACAGUGCACGUCAUCCCAGAGGCUUGCACUACCAAGGAAACAGUGUCGAGACCAACCACCACUAACGAUCUGAUAUUCAUCCUAAUCGUCACUGGUGCAAUACUGAUUGUCUCUGCUGCCACUGUUCAUGACAUCAUUCUCAACCCAGACUAUGACAAAGUUUCUCCUCCUCGUCGGCUGGUGGAGUGUCUCUCAGCACGUAGGGGAUGGUACAGUCUGUUCCGAGCUGACCCUGACAUGGUACCAGGGGUCAACCUUGGGUCACUCUACGGCCUCCACGCAUGUGCCUUCUUUUUCGUCGUGCUCGGACACCGGUUUGGAGUUCACUUCUUCUUCAUGAGUCUUACAAACUAUAGAGGCGUUGAACAUAUGUUUGUUGGUUCCUGGUUCUCAAUGUGGGUGGGUCACAUGGAUCUCUUUGUUGACAUCUUCUUCUUCAUGUCUGCCUUCCUCUUGUCCCUUGUUUACUAUUCCGAGCUCCACAAACGCUUCAUCAGUCCAGUCAUGGUCUACUUCCACAGGCUCUGCAGGUUAGUACCAGCAUACGCUCUGGUGGUUUUCUUCUACGCCACUCUGCUGCGACAACUCGGCGAUGGACCAAUGUGGAACAUGUUCAUGGAUGUUGAACAAAGCAAAUGCAGAGAUUACUGGUGGACAAACCUGCUGUUCAUCAACACCUACGUCGAGAGUGAAAAUAUGUGCCUCCUACAGUCAUGGUACAUCUCCUGUGACUUCCAGCUGUUUGUGGUCGGCACCAUCUUAGUGUUCAUGCUCCACCAGAGUCCCAAGGCGGGUGCAGUGACUACAGGAUUGGUGUUUCUAGCAUCAACCAUCACUCCCUUCUUGGGUACCUACCUGUACGACAGACCUGCACUACUGCUCUUCUACAAGGAUUUCUGGGCUGAUCCUCGCCAUCAUGACCUCUUCACCUCUAUCUACUCCCAGGGGCAUUACCGAGGCACCUCCUACCUGAUGGGUCUGUUUGCUGGUCUCUACAUCUACAAGCACAGAAAGGAACCUCUGUCUCAGGCUCGUAACCGGGCGCUGCAGAUUGCUGGAUUCGCUUGCUGCUUGUCUGUUUUCUGGAGUGGUUCACUGUUCUACAACACGUCGGCUCCGAUAAGUCCCCUCAUUGCAGCAACCUACGCUGCACUACAUCACUCUGUGUUCGGCCUAGGGUUGGCUCUUCUUCUGGUCUCUUAUACCCUUGGCACCUCUACGUACAUGUCCCAAUUCUUCUCCUGGAGAGGGUUUGUACCGUUCAGUAAGUUGUCUUACUGUGUCUACCUGAUCCACAACAUCCCACAGUUUGUGUGGAUCGCUUCAUCCAGAACUGCAGUGACCCUCAACACUCUUGAGUUGGUCAGCUGGAGCAUUGCGGAUGUUGUCAUCAGUUUAUUGUUCUCUCUCGUUCUUUUUCUCACAAUUGAAACACCUGUUAGAUACUUCAUCAAGUUCAUGGUCACAGCCCCUGCACCUCCAAAGUCCCAAGUUCUUCCUCAGACUGCUGAACCACAAGAGAGGUAUAUCAAUCAAGAUCCUUUCGGCUUCCAAAAGAGGUGAUACAUCAACUUUUAAACAUCAACAUCGCCACUAUCUUGUACAUACAGCAUUUUUCAUUCUUUGAGCUUUAUUACACUGUGUAAAAUUUUUAUUGUCUAUUUUUAAGUUAGUUUUAUCUAUUUUACUUUUUUAUAUUGAAAAAUUAAUGUAUAUUUUUUUACUGAAAUGUCUUUUAUUCAUUAUAGUUUCAGUAUAUCAAAUUAAACAAGUGCAUGGUAAAAACAUUACAAUCCUGUUGUUAAGAAGUAGACAAAAAAAGAUUGUUUCCAAAAUACUAUGGUAGGAUAAUUUAUAUACAUUUCAGAAUUGAAUAGAAUAGUGAAAAACAUUAAUCACAAUUAUUAAUUCUAGAUUAUAAUAUAGCUAGACAUUUUCUAGUCAUUUGUUGUUGUUCUUUAUAACUGAAGAAACUUUUGAUUUUUUACCCGAUAUACUUUUAAAUUAUCUGGUUGUUACUGUAUGUGGUUAAAUUAGCUCAAAUCACACUUAGUUGUUAGCCUACAAAUUGGUGUUUAAUUACAUAAACUUAUUAGUUUGAAUCGCCAACUAACAGAACUUUGAUCUCCAACUUUGAAAUGACCAUUUCAAAUGAACAUACAGAGUUUCUCUCCCAAUUUAAACGAUAUACCAAUUUUAAAUUGUUUAGUUGUAAUUUUAUUCUCCCUGAGUAAUAGUUUUACUUCCUGAGUUGCUAAUAGAUUUUUUAUGAAUUCCAAAGAAAUAUGUUUAUUAUUUGCCUUUAAAAUUUAUGUUUUAUCGUAUUGGUAAAUCAUGUAGUGUAUGUAGAUACCACUUAUGCAAAAAGCUAAAUUUGGAAUGCUUUUAAAUUUAUCCAUUCUAGAGCUAUUGUACUGUAGAAAUGAAAUUAUUUGUUGUUUGUUCAAUCAUAAGAUACACAGUUGCAUAGUGUUUACAAAUUCUAAAAAAAAUUGAAUAAACUAAUUUUUAUUUUGGUA
This is a messenger RNA of Macrosteles quadrilineatus (aster leafhopper), 3058 nucleotides long. Its product is annotated as nose resistant to fluoxetine protein 6-like. The coding region runs from base 108 to 2102 and encodes 664 amino acids. Gene Ontology annotation, molecular function: acyltransferase activity, transferring groups other than amino-acyl groups. The transcript has 14 exons. Lineage: Eukaryota; Metazoa; Arthropoda; Insecta; Hemiptera; Cicadellidae. The record is from RefSeq and is a predicted model, not a curated record.